Molecule: messenger RNA, 687 nt
Organism: Folsomia candida
Lineage: Eukaryota; Metazoa; Arthropoda; Collembola; Entomobryomorpha; Isotomidae
Exons: 4
Coding region: 119-616 (165 amino acids)
Cellular component (GO): extracellular region
Molecular function (GO): chitin binding
Source: RefSeq, a predicted model, not a curated record
UAAAUUAUCAUUAAGCUUUUUACAGCACUUUCCAACCAUUUAAAUACCACGGUCUUCAAGCUUAUUUUCAUUACAUUCGUGGACAUUGCCGAGGCGAAGACAACCUUCACUAAGCAAAAUGGGGUCACAACUUUAUAGAAGCGCACUUUUUGCAAUCGUGUUAGCCACCAUUUUGAUCGAUGGAACUUUGGCCAAAAACGUAAAGCAUCCUCCAGCUCUAACCCAAGUAAUGGAAGUUGGGUCGGACAUCACCAUCUUGGCCCCAAUCAUGUGUAUUGAUGAGAACCCAUAUCCAGAUCUUAAUGACACAACUGGAACCUGGUAUUAUCAGUGCUUUUGGGUGGAGGAGCAACAGAUUUGGGGGGCAUUUCAUACGCAAUGUCCCGAUAAAGCUUAUUUCGAUAAGGAGUACCUUACUUGUCUGGAAGCUCCCACCACACCUGCACCGUUCGUGUGCGUUAGUGAUGGUAUAUUCGUACACGAAGAUUGUACAAAAUAUUAUAAGUGCAUCACCAUUGCUGGCACAAUAAGAAAGUACGAGACAACUUGUCCAGCAAACAGUCACUUCAACCCCGCGAACUCAUUGUGCGCCAUUGGGCCCUGUCCGACACCUUAAUCCUAAUUUCAAAAAACUUGAAUAAUAAAUGACAUGAUGACAUGAUCUGAGUGUCACAUGAUUGAAAUUUU